Molecule: messenger RNA, 744 nt
Organism: Sphenostylis stenocarpa
Lineage: Eukaryota; Viridiplantae; Streptophyta; Magnoliopsida; Fabales; Fabaceae
Source: the annotation of a GenBank genome assembly
AUGACAACUCUGAUACUACUUGUUCGACGUUUUAAGGGGAUUCACCGGGAAGAGACAACACGAAUGACGACUCUGAUACUACUUAUUGGACCUUUUAAGGGGAUUCACUGGGAAGAGACAACAUCAAUGACGAUUGUGAUACUAUUUGUUGGCCCUUUUAAGGGGAUUCACGGGGAAGAGACAACAUCAAUGACGACUCUGAUACUACUUGUUGGACAUUUUAAGGGGAUUCACCAACGAAUGACGACUAUGAUACUACUUAUUGGACCUUUUAAGGGGAUUCACUGGGAAGAGACAACAUCAAUGACGAUUGUGAUACUAUUUGUUGGCCCUUUUAAGGGGAUUCACCAACGAAUGACGACUAUGAUACUACUUAUUGGACCUUUUAAGGGGAUUCACUGGGAAGAGACAACAUCAAUGACGAUUGUGAUACUAUUUGUUGGCCCUUUUAAGGGGAUUCACGGGGAAGAGACAACAUCAAUGACGACUCUGAUACUACUUAUUGGGCCUUUUAAGGGGAUUCACGGGGAAGAGACAACUUCAAUGACGACUCUGAUAUUACUUAUUGGGCCUUUUAAGGGGAUUUACCUGGAAGAGACAACUUCAAUGACGACUCUGAUACUACUUGUUGACCCUUUUAAGGGGAUUCACCGGGAAGAGACAACAUCAAUGAUGACUCUGAUACUACUUGUUGACCCUUUUAAGGGGAUUCACUGGGAAGAGAUAACACCAAUGAAAACAUAA